GAAUUCAGUGCGCAGCAACCAAAAUCACUUCCAAAGAAUUCUAGCCAAGUUGGACGGACCUAACUCAAGGAGCAUCCAAAUGCCAAAGCCUUGGUCCUAUAGAAGACAUUUUUUGACUUUUUGAGUAGUAUAUGUAGUUUUAUUCUGGCCGCCAACGCAGCUCUUCAUGAUGCAGAAAGGAAAUUACUUGACGUGGGAGAAAAUCAACUUCUGUCUAUGUUGACGCACCGGCCUAUUAGCAAAGAAAGCUGCAAAGUGCUGGGAAUUAAAACACAAUCUACUCAAAAACAGACCAAGGGAAUUGCCUUAAAAGGAGUUCAAGCUAUUUUACAGCCAAAGUGCGCUUAAGAAAGCGGAUAUUCUUAAAACGGUGGAUAUAUUUAUACCAAAUAAACCACGACAUCAACUGAUAUGGAGAGCAAAGCGUUAAUAUAGAGCUGCGGUGRCUAAACAAUAAUGGGAAAGCCAAUGCUUCGCGAUGAACUGUGGAAAAUCAACGUUGAACAGCUAAAGACAUGGUUACCGAAUGCGUAUUACUACUUGUUUUAUGGCGCUCUCGGCUCACUCUUUCCAUUUCUUAAUAUUUAUUACAGAUCUGUUGGACUAAAACCGUGGCAGAUUGGGAUUCUUGGAGGGAUUCGUCCUCUGAUUGCCUUAUUUAYUGGUCCAUUUUGGUGCUACGUGUCAAACCGUUAUGAAGUGCGAAAAUUUAUUUUGCUAGCAUCSUUAAUUGCAUGGGUUAUUUUUACGCUUCCAAUUGCAUUUGUAAACCAUGCUCAUAAUUCUGCAACCUGCCCCUCGAGAAGUACGAAGUCUUCCAACGAGACGAAAUCUAGUGAAAACAAUACUAAAUCAUGGAAAAAAGAAUUUAUUACCAGCGAUACAUUCAGCGGUUUUGAUGAAUUCUUGAGRAAUCUUAAGGACGUCGGCGAGAGAAGAGUUAGAAGGGACAUUAGGUCUAAGAGUGGGCAAAUGAAAUUACCGGAGAUAAACCCAAGAUUCAGUGUUGAUCUUGGAAAGCCAUUAUUCAAUAGCUUUUCUCUUUCGGGAAUGACUUUCCGAAAAGAGCCAAUCGUAGAAAUGAAAAAGCCCUAUGAUUUCAAAUCAAGAGGAACACACUAUGUAAACAAGAGGCAGAAUCCGUACGCGAUGACUAUUUUCAUUGAAAUUUUUUUCUUUGUUUUGGUCGGACAAAUGUUCCAGACUCCAACUGAUGACUUCAAUAUACAGUACGAUGGGACAUUUUUGGAGCCAUUAGGAGUUAUGUAUCAAAAUGUACCUGCUAAAAAUAGCUUAUACAGUUCGCUUGGGAUCGGCAUUAUCGCCCUGAUAACUGGAGUCCUUYUAAAGCUCGCUCCGAAGUAUGAAAUAUGUGGUGAGGAAUACAGCGAUUAUCGUAUUUCUUUCUUUMUUUUUGCAAUUUUAAUAACUUCAGCGCUGCUGGUGUCUUUAACGUUUUCUUUUAAGUACCGAAAGAAAAGGAUGAGUUUUGAAGUCCUGCGGUGCUUCAAAGAGCUCUGUGUUUCACAGCAUCUUUGUUUUUUUGGAUUGGUUCUCCUAAUGGGUACAUUCCGAGGCGUGUUGUAUAACUUCCUGUACUGGAAUGUCAUUGAAAUCGAAGGCACAGAGAUCAUAAUAGGCAUAACAGUAGUAAGUCAAUACUUAUCUGACUCGGUGAUGGCUAUGUCGGCACCUAUAUUGAUGAAGUGCAUAGGAUACAUAGGAAUGAUCUUCAUUGGCCUAGCGUCCUAYGCUAUGAGGUUCGUAAUCUAUUCUUGGCUCAGCACUCCAGAUUCUGCCUGGGUUGURCCAUCAGUGGAACUGUUACAAGGGAUCUCUCACUCCACUGCGUGGUCAGCUUUUGUCCUCUAUGUCAUAAAUUACACUCCAAGAUCUACCUAUCCCGUAGGUAUCUUCAUAGUACAAGGGCUGUAUCUUGGGGUCGGUUCGAGCUUUGGUGCGAUGAUUAGCGGUGGUAUGAUCCAAGUUCUAGACACUAACGUAACGUUCAGAUUAUUUAGUUUGGUCAGCAUCUUGUCUUGUCUUAUUUUUACCAUGACACAGCCAACAGGUAAAGAUGAAAUACUUCCAGACGAGGUUGAGCCAWUGGCGUACUUUACCGAUGAAGAUCUAGAUGGGUACUCUAGCUUGAGCGAGGAGGAGCUUUUGUAUGACUACAAAAGGCAGAAUAUUAUCUACAUCCCGCCUAAAGAAGGCGAAGAAGAUGAGAUGGUCCAAAGUGAAAAAGUUAUCCUUCCAUCUACCAAUUCUCCUUUGGUGCCAACGUUCAUGGCGUUUGUCCAUCCACAAAACGAGAAGGAGCCGAUGGAUUAAAUUCUGGCAACUGCUUUCCUCUUUCAAACCAUAUGCCAUUCUAUUGAGUAUUAUUUCAUUCUUUUCUUGUCCAUCAGUAAGUACGCUUGAGAAGAUCCAUACGUAUCUUAUCUGUUCUCGAGGGCACGUAGUUUGAACUGUUGCAUUACGCCCAAAAAUAAUAAGUCUAUUUUAUUCAGAGUAAUUCCCUUGACUGUAUCAUUUCUUUGUUUUCCAGACUUCUUAGAACUUCUUGAUUAUC
Messenger RNA from Actinia tenebrosa (Australian red waratah sea anemone), 2575 nucleotides. RefSeq names its product major facilitator superfamily domain-containing protein 6-like. Gene Ontology annotation, cellular component: membrane. The record is from RefSeq and is a predicted model, not a curated record. NCBI's taxonomy places the organism in Eukaryota, Metazoa, Cnidaria, Anthozoa, Actiniaria, Actiniidae.